Linum trigynum is the source of this 523-nucleotide messenger RNA. NCBI's taxonomy places the organism in Eukaryota, Viridiplantae, Streptophyta, Magnoliopsida, Malpighiales, Linaceae. The record is from the annotation of a GenBank genome assembly.
CACACCCUAGAUUUUCUUCCUUUUCUUUAUGAUAUCAAAUGUGGCAUCUUAGGAAUUCCAUUUGACUUUAUUGGUGGAUCAGGAGGAUAGGAUUUGAUUGAAGAAAAGAACCUCAGUUUGUGAUAGUUAGGCAUUCUGUCGUCUUCCCAAAUUUUGAAAGAUGCUAAGCCAUGAAUCCUCUUUUGGUUCUGUUUUUGGCAGCUAAGAAAGCUCACUAUGCCGCUAGAGAUCCCAUCUCAGCAUUGAUGACAUACAUGUUUCAGAACAAACUGGUGAACGAAUCUGAAUUGAAGGCAAUCGACAAGAAGAUAUAUGAGUUGGUCGAGGAAGCUGUGGAGUUUGCAGACGAGAGCCUUGUUCCAAAUCGCAGCCAGCUGCUGGAGAAUGUGUUUGCUGAUCCAAAGGGCUUAGGAAUCGGGCCUAAUGGACGGUACAGAUGCGAGGACCCCAAGUUCACCCAAGGAACAUCUCAGGUCUAAGAUGGGAGACUGCCACAUCCGUCCACUAAACACAUCUUACUUCA